Messenger RNA from Saccharomyces eubayanus, 1713 nucleotides. It is a transcript of the gene PGM1, whose product is annotated as phosphoglucomutase PGM1. The transcript has a single exon. Gene Ontology annotation, molecular function: phosphoglucomutase activity; magnesium ion binding. Gene Ontology annotation, cellular component: cytosol. NCBI's taxonomy places the organism in Eukaryota, Fungi, Ascomycota, Saccharomycetes, Saccharomycetales, Saccharomycetaceae. The record is from RefSeq and is a predicted model, not a curated record. The coding region runs from base 1 to 1713 and encodes 570 amino acids. Gene Ontology annotation, biological process: carbohydrate metabolic process.
AUGUCUUUUUCAAUAGAGCUCAUAUCUACUACGCCUUACAAGGACCAGAAACCGGGCACGUCCGGUUUACGUAAGAAGACGAAAGUUUUCAUGAAUGAACCUCAUUAUACCGAGAAUUUUAUUCAAGCAAUGAUGGAAUCUAUUCCUGAAGGUCCAAGCGGCGCUACUCUGGUGGUAGGUGGUGAUGGGCGUUUCUAUAAUGAUGUUAUUAUGAACAAGAUCGCAGCAGUUGGGGCUGCUAAUGGUAUUAAAAAGUUAGUCAUUGGUCAAGGCGGUCUACUCUCAACGCCGGCUGCUUCGCAUAUUAUCAGAUCAUAUGAAGACAAAUGUAAUGGUGGUGGUAUUAUUUUAACCGCUUCGCAUAAUCCAGGUGGUCCAGAAAAUGAUUUAGGUAUCAAGUACAAUUUACCUAAUGGUGGUCCAGCUCCAGAGAGUGUUACAGACGCCAUCUGGGAAGCUUCUAAGAAACUAACUCAUUAUAAAAUUAUAAAGAGUUUUCCUGAGUUGGAUCUGAAUAAGAUCGGUAAAAACCAAAAGUAUGGGCCAUUGUUAGUGGAUAUAAUUGACCCAACCAAGGCAUAUGUUAAAUUUUUGAAAGAGAUCUUCGAUUUUGAUUUAAUCAAAAACUUCUUGACAAAACAGCGUAAGGCUAAGGGAUGGAAAUUGCUUUUUGAUUCUUUGAACGGUAUCACAGGACCAUAUGGUAAGGCCAUAUUUGUGGAUGAAUUUGGUUUACCAGCCGAGGAAGUGCUCCAAAACUGGCACCCUCUACCUGACUUCGGCGGUUUACACCCCGACCCAAAUCUAACUUAUGCUCGCACUCUUGUUGACAGAGUUGACCGUGAGAAAAUCGCCUUUGGUGCCGCUUCCGACGGUGACGGUGACAGGAAUAUGAUCUACGGAUAUGGGCCUGCUUUUGUCUCACCAGGUGACUCUGUUGCUAUUAUUGCCGAAUAUGCCUCAGAAAUUCCAUAUUUUGCCAAACAAGGUAUUUACGGGUUAGCUCGUUCAUUCCCAACAUCCUCUGCCAUUGAUCGUGUCGCAAUAAAGAAAGGGUUGAACUGUUACGAAGUCCCAACCGGCUGGAAGUUUUUCUGUGCUUUGUUCGAUGCUAAGAAGUUAUCCAUCUGCGGUGAAGAAUCCUUCGGUACAGGUUCCAACCAUGUCAGGGAAAAGGACGGUUUAUGGGCCAUUAUUGCCUGGUUAAAUAUCCUGGCAAUCUACAACAAGCAUAACCCUGAAAAGGAAGCUUCAAUUAAAACAAUUCAAGACGAAUUUUGGAAUGAAUACGGUCGUACUUUCUUCACUAGAUAUGACUACGAACAUGUUGAAUGCGAACAGGCUGAAAAAGCGGUGGCUCUCAUGAACGAUUUUGUCAAAAGCCCUAAUGUUGUUGACUCACCAUUCCCAGGUGACAAGUCCCUGACUGUCACUGAAUGUGGCGAUUUUUCGUAUACGGACUUGGAUGGUUCCAUCUCCAAGAACCAAGGCCUAUUCGUAAAGUUAUCAAACGGGGCUAAGUUUGUUUUGAGAUUAUCGGGCACAGGCUCUUCCGGUGCAACAAUAAGAUUGUACGUAGAAAAAUACACUGAUAACAAGGAGAAGUACGAUGAAACCGCCGAUGUCUUUUUGAAGCCAGUCAUCAGUUCUAUCGUGAAAUUCUUAAAAUUCAAUGAGAUUUUGGGAACAGAAGAACCAACCGUCCGUACAUAG